UAUCCCCUCAGUCUGACUCCGCUUUCCCGCGACGAGAGAGGACGAAGAUGUCAGUCCUUCAAUCGACGGCUCCCAUCUUGUUCUCCCUAAAAAUACACUCUGAAAACCCUCAUUCCCCGAUCUUAUUCCCAACUCCUAAAAAACCUCAGCAAAUCCAUCGGCCCUAUCUUCGCUGCUCAGCUUCUUCAGCUCGGCCUAAUUCAGAGCAACGCCCCAAUUCCAAACCUAAUCCAACCCCUAGAAAGAAAGGCCGUCCCCCUAAACACAAAGAACCACCCCCCGAGACAUCCACUUCGUCCGAAUUCUGCAAUAACUUUCCGACGACGAUACCCCGUAAGCCCCGGCGCGGACGUCGGAGCGAGGCUGUUGCAGUGGAGGACUACAUUCGAGGGAGGCUGGAGCAGGUGUUCGCUUCUAUCAGAGAGCAGAAUGCUGAUGUGCUUGAGGGGAAACGGGAGGUUUUGAAGCAGAGAGUUCAGGAGGCGAAGGAGGAGGAGCGGGAGAUGGAGGAGGAGAAGGUGCACGUGUUGGAAGAGGAGAAUCCAAAUUGGCCGGUGGAUGCGGACGUCGGAUGGGGCGUAAGAGCUUCAGAGUACUUUGAGAAGCAUCCCAUCAAGAAUGUGGUGGUGGACGGUGUCGAGAUCGAUUGGGAGGGGGAGAUGGAUGAAGGAUGGGUGCAAGAGAUUACUUGCUUGGAGUGGGAGAGCUUCGCUUUCCACCCCAGCCCCCUCAUUGUUCUGGUUUUCGAACGCUACAACAGGGCCGCUGAUAACUGGAAGCUUUUGAAGGAAUUAGAGAAGGCAGCCAAGGUGUACUGGAGUGCCAAAGAUCGUUUACCCCCUCGGACAAUCAAGAUUGACAUGAACAUUGAGACAGACUUAGCUCAUGCUCUGAAAGUCAGAGAAUGCCCACAGCUAUUGUUCUUAAAGGGAAACAGGAUUGUGUAUAGAGAAAAAGAAAUGAGAACGGCAGAUGAAUUAGUACAUAUGAUAGCCCAUUUUUAUUACAAUGCUAAGAGACCUUCAUGUGUUGAUCCAGCAGCUGUAGCUCCCUUAAUUUGAUUGUCAUGUUGUGCUAAAAGGUUCAAAUGCUUGGGGUUGGCCAUAAAAUUUCUGUAGCAGCAGCUUUCUCAGGCUUAAUUAUGGUUAGAGCUUAAUUAUGAUUAGAUUCAAAUAUUUGACGAAAUUAUCUCUUCUUUCAUGCAUUAAAUGUCAUGAUUUUAAUUGAAUUAUUUGGCUGGCUGUUUUC
This is a messenger RNA of Phalaenopsis equestris, 1248 nucleotides long. RefSeq lists its product as uncharacterized. Gene Ontology annotation, biological process: chloroplast organization; regulation of DNA-templated transcription. Bases 48 to 1061 code for a protein of 337 amino acids. The record is from RefSeq and is a predicted model, not a curated record. The transcript is spliced from 5 exons. Lineage: Eukaryota; Viridiplantae; Streptophyta; Magnoliopsida; Asparagales; Orchidaceae. Gene Ontology annotation, cellular component: chloroplast stroma.